This is a messenger RNA of Geodia barretti, 1763 nucleotides long. The record is from the annotation of a GenBank genome assembly. Lineage: Eukaryota; Metazoa; Porifera; Demospongiae; Tetractinellida; Geodiidae.
GACACUGAUUGUGAAGGCAUUAAAAUACCCAUUGUUUGUCUGUUAGAUAAUCCUUGGUUUUGUGUGCAGUCUUCUGUAUUUCAUAUUGUUAUUAUAGUGUUGUUUCCUUUUGUAGGUGCGGUUAAAGUCUGAACCUACCAAAGCAUUUGCUCUGAAGUGCCUUCGAAAAAAGCACAUAGUAGACACUCGACAACAGGAACACAUCUUCUCAGAGAAAAAAAUUAUGAUGCAGUCCAGAUGUGCCUUUAUAACCAGGCUUUAUAGGACAUUUCGGUGCAGUAAAUAUAUGUACAUGAUGCUUGAAGUGUGCUUGGGAGGUGAACUUUGGACCAUACUUAGAGACAGAAAUUACUUUGAUGACAAUAUCACAAGGUUUUGUACAGCUUGUGUCGUUGAAGCCUUUGACUACCUUCACAGCAGGGAUAUUGUCUACAGAGACCUGAAGCCAGAAAACCUUCUGUUGGACAGCAAGGGAUUUGUCAAAUUGGUCGAUUUUGGCUUUGCAAAAGCAAUAGGGCCAGGUCGCAAGACGUGGACAUUCUGCGGUACUCCAGAAUAUGUGGCACCCGAAAUUAUACUGAAUAGGGGUCAUGAUUUGUCUGCUGACUACUGGUCACUGGGAAUCCUAAUGUUUGAGCUACUCACAGGAAGGUACAGUGUGUACCCUUGCUAUGUAUGCACUAUUCACAUCCAGACUUGAUCACUGUGUGUGUUGUAGCAGUGAAUGCUUGGCCUAAUAUUGGUCAUGGGGAAGGCUGACACCAAAAAUGGUGCAUGCAGUGUGUUGGACAAAGUUGCUCUUCGUAUCAAUGGAAAAUUGGAAUCGUGGUUGAAAAUGUUAACCAGUUACUGCAUACUUUUUACGCACAAUUUGAAUGUGCGUGUACAGAAAUCAGAGAGCCACGUUUUUACUACUCUUCCGUAUUGUUAUACACCGGCUGGCAGUAUAUACUACAUCCUUAAGUAUACAACAUAUAAAUACUAUUAUCUAGAUUCUCAGAAAUGCUCUAGUAAUUUCUACCAGACGUUUCGACUGAACGUGCAGUCCUCUUCAACAGGUGACGAUGACUAUUGAAGGCAGCUCAGAUCAGGCAAUAAAUAUGAAAAGGGGGACAGGCAGUCAGAUGUGUAUAAGUAAAAGAAACACUUCGCUUUGUCCACGCCAUUCAUGUCCUAAAAAGGGGCAUGGUCGCAUGGCUUGAAGUGCCUAAUUGCUACAGUAGAGGUAAAUAGUGCCAUUUUGCGAUUAUUGUUGUUGCCAAACAUAACGUCAUACUCAUCGUGAGGAAGUUAAAUACAUCUUCACUACUUCAGCCAAGUUCUAGUUCAGUGCCUGAGGCUAUUUGUAAUCACAUUUAGAGUGAUAAGUACUAAGUUAAAUAUCCAUGCGUAAUGCAGUUUUUUGUGAAUGAUAUGUUGUGUAUUCCCAAUGUCACCAUCACCAAUACUUGUUUAUAGACAACACAGACCAGGCACCUUUAUUUAUUUAUUCAUUCCGAAGUCUUCACUACUUAUGAAUUUAAGUGUCGCCAGUCUUUUCUGGACAAAUAUCUAUGCUCUGCAGAAUUUUAGUUUCUUUUUGUUGGGUUUUUGCAGUCCCCUACCUCUAUGAGGAUACCAUACAAUGCCUUACUGAGUAGCCGAACAUUCCACACUAAGUAGGUACGUACUAGCGCACUGAGUGUUUAGGACACUGUGAUAGUGCCCAAAGUUACAUCAUUACAAAUGUUUUUGGGGUGUCUGGUUAUCAACCGUGUCGGCGU